AUGGCCACCCUGUCCAUCUGCUCCAGCGCCCUGAGCUCCUCCUGGCAGGUGGACGACUGCCCAGAGAGCUGCUGCAUCCCCUGCCGCGCCCCCAGCGGCUGCGCCCCGGCCCCCUGCCUGACCCUCGUCUGUGCCCCAGUGAGCUGCGUGUCCAGCCCCUGCUGCCAACCAGCCAGCACCAGCCCCUGCACGGCCUUGUGCUGCCAGCAGUCUAGCUGCCAGCCCCCCUGCUGCACCUGCUCCCCCUGCCCCCAGGCCUGCUGUGUGCCCGUCUGCUGCAAACCUGCAUGCUGCACACCUAUCUGUUGUACACCUGUCUGCUGCAAGCCCGUCUGCUGCACACCUGUGUGCCGCGAGCCCGUGUGCUGUGAGGCCGCCCCCUGCUCAGCCCCCUCGUGCUGCCAGCCCACCCCCUGCUCGUCCUCCCACAGACCCUCUUCCUCCGCGUCCCUGCUCUGCCGCCCCGUGUGUCGCCCUGCCUGCUGUGUCCCCAACCCCUCCUACCAGCCCAGCUGCUGCUGCCCGGCCUCCUGUGUGUCCCUGCUCUGCUGUCCCGCGUGCUCCCACCCUGCCUGCUGCAUCCCUGCCUCAGGCAUCACCUCUGAAGGAGGCAACCUCGGGUCAAGAAGGGCAAUUUGCUCAGCCGAGGAGUGUGGGGUGCACAGCGUGUGCCGAAAGGCACUUGAGUUUGGCCCCCCUGCCCCCACCACGGCCGCGUCCACCCUGUCCGUCUGCUCCAGCGCCUGCACCGGCUCCUGCUGGCAGGUGGACGACUGCCCGGAGAGCUGCUGUGAGCCCCCCUGCUGCACCUGCUCCCCCUGCCAGCAGGCCUGCUGUGUGCCCGUCUGCUGCACACCUGUGUGCUGCACACCUGUCUGUUGUACACCUGUCUGCUGCAAGCCUGUGUGCUGCGAGCCUGUGUGCUGUGAGGCCGCCCCCUGCUCAGCCCCCUCGUGCUGCCAGCCCACCCCCUGCCCCUCGUCCCGCCACAGACCCUCCUCCCCCGUGUCCCUGCUCUGCCGCCCUGCCUGCUGCGUCCCCGCCUUGGGCAUGUCCUGCUGCUGA
Molecule: messenger RNA, 1065 nt
Organism: Mesoplodon densirostris (Blainville's beaked whale)
Lineage: Eukaryota; Metazoa; Chordata; Mammalia; Artiodactyla; Ziphiidae
Product: keratin-associated protein 10-8-like
Cellular component (GO): keratin filament
Source: RefSeq, a predicted model, not a curated record